This is a messenger RNA of Amphiprion ocellaris (clown anemonefish), 1202 nucleotides long. RefSeq names its product branched chain amino-acid transaminase 2, mitochondrial (gene bcat2). NCBI's taxonomy places the organism in Eukaryota, Metazoa, Chordata, Actinopteri, Pomacentridae. Bases 261 to 1202 code for a protein of 313 amino acids. Gene Ontology annotation, cellular component: mitochondrion. The record is from RefSeq and is a predicted model, not a curated record. Gene Ontology annotation, molecular function: branched-chain-amino-acid:2-oxoglutarate transaminase activity. Gene Ontology annotation, biological process: L-valine biosynthetic process; L-leucine biosynthetic process. The transcript is spliced from 10 exons.
UCUGACAUUCUUUAUCCAGGGCAAUUCGGGUUAUUUUACUUAUUAAACCAGAAAAUUAGAUAAAAAUACAAAGUGAUCACUUAAAAAAGGAUUAAAAACUAACAGGCUCCAGUGUUUAUGAUAAAUAUCUUGAAGGGCAUUUUGUGUCCCGCUGGUUUCACCUCGACUGAUCUCGGGUUUCAAAGCGGAACUCGAGUUGACUUUGGGUGUUUGUUUCCACACGAGCGAAUAAUCUCGGUUAUCAUCGUUACGUCGCGGAGAUGGCAGCGUUGCGGACGGCACUCCAUGGACGACUUACUCAAGCCCUUCCUUUCUCCUUCGGCUCCCUGCGGUUAGCCAGCUCCUUUAAGGCUGCAGAUCUGGCCAUCGAACGCAGCACGGCAUGCAAGCCGAAGCCCGAGCCGUCCAGCUUGGUGUUCGGCAAGCAGUUCUCCGACCACAUGUUGACCAUCAACUGGUCGGAGAAGGAGGGCUGGGAGGCUCCUCAGAUCAAACCUUUCCAGAACCUGUCGCUGCACCCGGCCAGCUCCGCACUGCACUACUCCAUAGAGCUGUUUGAGGGCAUGAAGGCGUUCCGUGGAGUUGACAACCACAUCCGUCUGUUCAGACCGAUGCUGAACAUGGAUAGGAUGCAUCGCAGCGCCGACAGAAGCUGCCUCCCCCUCUUUGAUAAAGCCGAGCUGCUGGAGUGCAUCAGGAAGCUGGUGGAGGUGGACCAGGAGUGGGUCCCCUACUCUCAGGACGCCAGCCUCUAUAUCAGACCCACCUUCAUCGGUAUCGAGCCGUCUCUCGGUGUCUCUCGGGCAGGAAAAGCUAUGAUCUUUGUCAUCGUCAGCCCAGUGGGACCGUACUUCGCCACAGGAUCCUUCAACCCAGUUUCCCUGCUGGCAGAUCCGGCGUUCGUCAGAGCCUGGCAGGGAGGAGUCGGAGCCUACAAGAUGGGAGGUAACUACGGUCCUACAAUAGCGGUACAGCACGAGGCGGUGAAACGAGGCUGCCAGCAGGUUCUGUGGCUUUACGGAGAGCAGGAAGAGAUCACCGAGGUUGGCACCAUGAACCUCUUCAUCUACUGGACCAAUGAGAAAGGAGAAAGAGAGCUGGUGACUCCCCCUCUGGACGGCAUUAUUCUACCAGGAGUCACCAGACAGUCUCUGCUGGACCUGGCCAGAGGAUGGGGUGAGUUCCGUGUAAGGGAAAUGUAG